This is a messenger RNA of Dromaius novaehollandiae (emu), 1154 nucleotides long. It is a transcript of the gene TSEN34, whose product is annotated as tRNA splicing endonuclease subunit 34. The coding region runs from base 89 to 895 and encodes 268 amino acids. The transcript is spliced from 5 exons. Gene Ontology annotation, biological process: tRNA splicing, via endonucleolytic cleavage and ligation; tRNA-type intron splice site recognition and cleavage. Lineage: Eukaryota; Metazoa; Chordata; Aves; Casuariiformes; Dromaiidae. The record is from RefSeq and is a predicted model, not a curated record. Gene Ontology annotation, molecular function: nucleic acid binding; tRNA-intron lyase activity.
UCCGCGGGGGGCGGGGCUCCAGCCAGGCUCCGCCCCGGGGGGGGGGCGGCAGCGAGCGGCGCGCGGGUCCGGCAGCAGCCACCGGGCCAUGGGGGACCCCGAGGCCCCCCCGGAGCCGCUGGUGCUGGCGCUGCAGCGCGGCCGGGUGCUGGUGUGGGGCGCGGCGGCGGCGCGGGCGCUGCGCGAGCGGCACCGCGUGUGCGGGGUGCUGGUGGGGGCCCCCCCGCGGCGCGGAGCUGCCCGCGGCCCCCGCCUGCCGCUGCAGCUGCUGCCCGAGGAGGCCCGGCUGCUCGCCGAGACCGGCGCCGCCGUCCUCGUGCCCCCCCCGGAGCCCGGCGAGGGGCCGCCCCCGGCAGCGGCAGCGCGCUACGCGGCCGAGCUGGCCCAGAGCUUCGCGGAGCAGCAGGAAGCGGCCGAGGGGCAGCGACAGGCCCGGCUGCAGCACCUGCCCCCCAACCAACGCCCCACAGGUGCCCCCGCCGCGGCCCUGCCCCCCCGGGCGCUGCUGGUGCAGCUCCCCACGGCGCGGGAGGGGCCGGCGCUGCCCCCCACCGCCGCCCCCCCGGACUGGGGCCGCCCCGCGCCCCACUGGCCCCACGGCGGCCGCCCCGGCCACGAGCGCCGCUACCGCGUCUACCGCGACCUCUGGGCCCGCGGCCUCCACCUCACCGCCGGCGCCAAGUUCGGCGGCGACUUCCUCGUCUACCCCGGCCCCCCGGAGCGGUUCCACGCGGCGGCCGUGGCCCUGUGCCCCCCCCCGGGGGCCCCCCUGGCGCUGGGGGCCCUGGUGGCGGCCGCCCGGCUGGGCACCCACGUGCGCAAGACGCUGCUGCUCUGCGCCGCCCCCGCGGGGGGCGCCCCGGCCUACACGUCCCUGCAGUGGGGCCCGCCCUGACCCACGGCGGCGACCCACGGCGACACUGCGACCCACAGCGCUCACCCGUACAGGACACUGCUGCUCUGGGUCACCUGGACCCCCCAGUGUGUGACCCCCCAGCCCCUCCCCAGCCCCCCCACCGCAGGCCCAGCCUGCCAAGCCAGGGCCCCACAGCCAUGGGGCAGCCCCCCCCACCCCCCCCAGUUAUGGGGCAGGAACUGGAUCCCCCCAUUUCACCCCAUUGUUUUUUUAAUAAAAUCUUUACUGAGAAAAACAA